Molecule: messenger RNA, 951 nt
Organism: Aricia agestis (brown argus)
Lineage: Eukaryota; Metazoa; Arthropoda; Insecta; Lepidoptera; Lycaenidae
Exons: 1
Coding region: 116-880 (254 amino acids)
Source: RefSeq, a predicted model, not a curated record
CGGGUCCCGAGGGUUUGACGGUUAAGUGUUUGAGUUUAAUAAACCGUCUAAUUAAGAGCGCGUCAGGACUCAGGACGGACGGGCGCAGUGUCGUGCGCGCGCGCGCCCCAACACCAUGCUUCUCCUGACCCUGCUGAACGUUCUCGCUAUAGCCACGGCCCGGCCCUUCAACAUAACCCACCUGAUCGUGCCCGAGGUGGUCCCACCUGGCCAGCAGGAGGUCGAGAUAGAAUGCAGAUACGACGCCAACUUCACGCUCCUCAACUGGUUCAAGGGACCCAACGAGUUCUUCAGGUACAAACCCGGUGUUGCACCUAGCACGAGAUCGUUCCCGAUUAUCGGUGUCGGCAGAGUUGAGAUGAUCGCCUGCGGCCCCACCGCCUGCCGCCUCAAGCUGGGCGCUCUCACCGAGGAGGCGACGGGCUUGUACAGAUGCGACAUCGAGAGAGACGUGCCACCGUAUAAGUUCGAAACCAGAACAGCUUACAUGGAAGUUCACGGGCACGAGCACAGACGACCGCUCCUCGAAGGUCUAGCGCAGGAGUUCGGCGAAGGAGACGAGAUGAAGGCGUACUGCCGAGGCGCCCCCGACUCGGAGAUCCGAUGGUAUAUCAACGGACGGGAGAUCGAGGAGACGCGAGGCUCGGCUGCCUUCAAACGAACGAGUUCGCGACUCCUGUUCCUCGGUCUACCUCCCAUGGUCACUGUGCAGUGUGCGGAAUACAAGUUCGGGAAACUCUCCGGCUCGAACCAAAUGAAGGCCGUGUGGAAGGACCUGAAGAAUAACGACGAGAGAGCCCAGGAGCAGAGGAACAAUUCAGCCUCCCGUCUCGUGUUCAGUUUCAUGUUUAUUUGGAUACAAGUUUGUUUAGUUUAUUAAAAAUAAUUUAAUACUACGUUCCUGUUGUGUGAAGUGUGUGGAAAUGUUGGAUGUUGGAUGAUUUUUUUUUA